This is a messenger RNA of Spirodela intermedia, 1824 nucleotides long. The record is from the annotation of a GenBank genome assembly. NCBI's taxonomy places the organism in Eukaryota, Viridiplantae, Streptophyta, Magnoliopsida, Alismatales, Araceae.
AUGGGGAAGGCGGGCGACGCAGCCGGCUCCUCCGGUGGGGAGGAGGAGCCGUUGGACGUCAAGCCGCUAAGGUCCUUGUCGCCGAUGUUCCCGCCGUCGUUCGGCUACAGCCCUUCCGUCUCCCCUCCGAGAGCCCCUCCUUUCGUCUUCAUCUCCCCCUUCUCCCCCUCAGCCGCCGACCAGGCGGCGCCGCCAAGCUCCGACGGGUACCGGACCCCGCCGGUGAGGCGGAAGCCCAAGCGGAAGAAGAAGAAGAUCUCCAAGGACGAGCCGGCGGCUCUCCCCUCUUCCUUCUCCUCCCCGGAGGAGGACCCCGAGGCGGUGGAGGUGGUCCUUAUGACCUUCGACGCCCUCCGGCGGCGGAUCCUCCAGCUAGACGAGAUCAACAACGUGACCCGCCGCCCCGACAUGAAGGCCGGCGCCACCAUGGCGGACUACGACCUCCGCGCCAACAAGACCAAACGCGUUGGCCCCGUCCCGGGGGUCGCCGUCGGGGACAUCUUCUUCUUCCGCAUGGAGCUCCUCCUCGUGGGCCUCCACUCCCAGAGCAUGGCCGGCAUCGACUCCGCCGUGGCCCGCUUCGGCGGCGUCGCCGAGGCCGUCGCCGUCAGCGUCGUCUCCUCCGGCGCCGGUGGGUACGAGGACCAGACCGACGCCGUCGACUCUCUCGUCUACUGCGGGCAGGGCGGCGCAAACCUGGACCAGAAGCUCGAGCGGGGCAACCUCGCCCUGGAGCGGAGCUUCUGCCGGGGCACCGCCGUGCGGGUCAUCCGGGGCCUCAAGGACCCGACGAGCUCCUCCGCCUCCUCCUCCGGCACCGGCACCGGCAGCAGGAUCUACCUGUACGACGGGCUGUACAGGGUGAGCGAGUACUGGGCCGACCGAGGGAGGACCGGCUUCAACGUCUUGAAGUACAGGCUCCUCCGGCAGCCCGACCAACCCGCCGCCUACGCCACCUGGAAGGCUGCCGAGACCUGGAAGCGGAACCCGGCCGCCAGGCCCGCCGUCCGCCUGCCGGACCUCGCCGCCGGCGCGGAGCCCUUCCCCAUCUGCGUCGUCAACGAGGUCGAUGCCGAGGACCGCCCGGCGCCCUUCCUCUACGCCGCAGCAUUUUCCCCUCCGGCCCCGGCGGGCGGCGCCGCCGGCUGCGGGUGCGAGGGGGCCUGCGUGCCCGGCGACGGGGGCUGCGCCUGCGCGCGGCGGAACGGCGGGGAGCUGCCGUACAGCGGUGGCGGGGUGCUGGUGCAGCGGAGGGCCGUGGUGUAUGAGUGCGGGGGACUGUGCACCUGCUCGGUGAUCUGCCGGAACAGGGCGACCCAGAAGGGGGUGAAGCUCCGCUUCGAGGUCUUCCGGACGAGGGCCCGCGGCUGGGGGCUCCGCUCGUGGGACCCCGUCCGCUGCGGGGCCUUCGUCUGCGAGUUCGUCGGAGACCCCGUCGGCGAACUCUGCAAGGAGGAAGAGGAAGACGAUGAGUACAUGUUCGAGGGGAGGAGCUCCGAGGAGGGGAGGCGGAAGUGGAACUACGGCCCGGAGCUGCUGGGGGAGGCGGCGGAGGAGGAGGCGGUGGCGCCCCCGGUCGUGGUGGCGCUGACGGCGAGGCGGCGGGGGAAUGUGGCGAGAUUCAUGAACCACAGCUGCUCCCCGAACGUGUUCUGGCAGGCGGUGGGGCGCGGCGGCGGGGGCCCCCCGCAGGUCAUGUUCUUCGCCGCCCGGCAUAUCCCACCGAUGACGGAGCUCACCUACGACUAUGGCAUGGGCGGCCGCAAGCUUAAGAACUGCUCCUGCGGCUCCUCCAACUGCCGCGGCUUCUUCAACCAGGCCUGA